Messenger RNA from Penaeus monodon (black tiger shrimp), 1297 nucleotides. RefSeq lists its product as uncharacterized. NCBI's taxonomy places the organism in Eukaryota, Metazoa, Arthropoda, Malacostraca, Decapoda, Penaeidae. The transcript has 6 exons. The record is from RefSeq and is a predicted model, not a curated record. The coding region runs from base 312 to 1046 and encodes 244 amino acids.
CUUUGGACGUACUCCUCGUGCGUGUAUUUACUCAGAUAUAUACACGCACGCUCAUAUAUACUGUACUUGCUUUUCUUCCUCGGUCUGUAGCGUUGGACGCCGAGGUGGACGAGGUGUGGAAGACCAACACCACAACGUCCUUCAGAUUAGCCACAGGCAAGCAGCAGGAGGUCGUGUUAGAUGACGCGGGGUCUUGCAGGGGGACAGAAAGCCCUUGCUACUUUCUUGAGGUCUCGAACGAACCUGCCGUCCGGGCCCACUGCAUCGACAUCGUCAAUAACGCAGAAGGAGAGGGAGUGAAGGCGUCGGUGAUGCAACAGUGUGAUGAUUCCACCGGGACGUUUAACUCGCUUCCGGGUGACUUCAGCCUCACGCAGGAAGGAGGCGACAAGAUGGUCGUCACCGGAGACUUCCCUGGCAACGCGACGGUGGAAGUCACGAUCUACGACCCCGCCACGCCCACGGACAUCCUUUCUGAGGGCGUGACUUCGUGUGAGGAGAAGGAGGAGGAAGAGGAGAGGAAGAAGAAGGAGGAGGAGGAAGAAGAGGAGGUCGCUUUCAGGUCUUCUGCGAGGGUCUGUUCCCAGGGCUUCAGAUCCCCGAAGGACAGUCGCUCUCUGCGGGUGUUGGUCGUGGCUGUGGGCGCCGACGGGGCAGCGGUCGAAGGGGCGCGCCUCCUGGAUUUCGAUUAUAAGGAAUCAGGAACACCUGUGUGGGUCAUCGUUGUUUCUGUGCUGGUGUCCCUUCUCGUUGUCGCACUCGUUGGCUUCGGCAUCGGCUUCAUUGUGAAGAAGAAGAAGAAGGAGAAGAAGCACGACGAGAACCGCCGCACCAGCGAAGUAAGUCUGAGCUCGCUUGACCUCCGACCCUGGGAACACGAACACGGAUGGCGUAGCAAGCGGGAGCCAGACCCAAGUGCCAUGUUCGACCCAACAAGAACUCGCCCUCUGGUUUUGCCUCGUAUCGCCUUUGACCGUCAAACUUCAGGAGAUUCUGUCAUAGAAACUUAUAGAUACGUGGGACGCUAUCAGAAUUCUUUGCUCUAAGGGCGAGAAAGCAAAAGACUUCUUUAGAAUUCCCGUCUGCCUUUGUAUCGUAAGGGGUCAUGCCUGAAAAAAGCAUUGAAAGCUGGAGGAGGAAUGGACAUGACCAUAAUUCAGCUUGAACUUAAGCGAAUCCCUGUUGCAUAUUGACUAAGGUUAAUUUUCACCAAGCUUUGGCCGUUUCUUGCUAAACUUUUUUGUGUAUGAUUAUUUGUGCAGUUUUUUUUUCAAUAAAGAUGGUAACCUCUGUUAUA